AUGACGUCCCAGAAGUCACAGACCACACCGUCAGCGUCGACGUCAACGGCGCCACAACCCGAAAUCCUCGUCCGCGGCCUGACGUACAAAUUCCCCGACGGCUCGACCGGCCUGGAGGACAUCAACCUCUCCCUCCCCGCCGGGUCGCGGACGCUGCUGAUCGGGGCCAACGGGGCGGGCAAGACGACGCUCCUGCGGCUCCUGUCGGGCAAGAAGCUGGCGCCGUCGCGGGCCAUCGCCAUCGCGGGCGUCGACCCGUUCGCCUCGGGCCUCGAGGGCGUCACCUACCUGGGGCUGGAGUGGGUGUUGAACCCGAUCGUGCGGACGGACAUUGCGGUGCCGAUCUUGCUGGAGAGUGUGGGUGGAGGGCAUUAUCCCGACAGGCGGGACGAGUUGGUCAGGAUAUUGGAUAUUGAUCUCUCGUGGCGGAGUUAG
Fonsecaea nubica is the source of this 435-nucleotide messenger RNA. RefSeq lists its product as hypothetical. Gene Ontology annotation, molecular function: ATP hydrolysis activity; ATP binding. The coding region runs from base 1 to 435 and encodes 144 amino acids. Lineage: Eukaryota; Fungi; Ascomycota; Eurotiomycetes; Chaetothyriales; Herpotrichiellaceae. The record is from RefSeq and is a predicted model, not a curated record. The transcript has a single exon.